This is a messenger RNA of Penicillium argentinense, 2409 nucleotides long. RefSeq names its product LIM domain protein. The transcript has 3 exons. The coding region runs from base 1 to 2409 and encodes 802 amino acids. Gene Ontology annotation, cellular component: Z disc; nucleus. Gene Ontology annotation, molecular function: transcription coregulator activity. NCBI's taxonomy places the organism in Eukaryota, Fungi, Ascomycota, Eurotiomycetes, Eurotiales, Aspergillaceae. The record is from RefSeq and is a predicted model, not a curated record.
AUGAUGUACAAGCAUACCAAGCCUGCCGGCCAGCGCAAGGUCUCGCCGCCGGGUCCCUCCUACAUGUCCAACGAUCAAGUUGACUCGACAGCAAACUAUCUCAAAGAUCUACGAACAAACCGACCAGCACGUCCCACAGGAUCUCGUCCCCUCCCUGGUAAAGCAGCAACAUCAACUUCGGAUCUCCAAGAUGGCCUGCCUCCACGCGCAGCGUCUGCCUUUUCCAUGUAUCGUCAGAAUACUCCGCCGGAAGAAGAACCUCGUGCUGGAAGCGCCUUAUCUCAUCGUCGCACAUCCUCCCAAACCGGCGAGAGCGGCCCAGUUGGACGUCCUCUGGCCCAGGAGCCACGAUCGGUGUCAGUGAGAAAGAAUGUCUUCCCAUCCCAAGUAUUCUCGCGUCCAGUUGCCGCAUCUCCCGUACCCUCGUACCGGGAGAGUGGCCAGCGCCGCCAUGAGAAAGAGGAAGCGCGCGAACUCCGUGAUGCUUUGCAAGAUAUGGACCUGUCCGAUGAUGUUCGCCUUCAUCAAGCCGCUCAAGAUGAAGCUACGGAGCUAGUGUGGAUGCACCAGAACCCUGGAAUGGCCUACAAAAACCCAUACGCGCCAUACCAGAACCCCGAUGCCAGCUCGCGGGGUACAUCCAUUCGAAGUCAGUCUCGAAAGAGCUCUGUCGGUUCUGCGAACCAGUUUCGCCAUUCGGUUGGGUCAAAUGGCUCUUCCAGUAACCCUUCCAGCCCUGAAUUUGCCGACGCGACUCUCAACUCGUCCACUCGGAGAUCCUCCCUUGGUGGGAACACCAAGAAGAACCGCCGCGUUAACUUUGCGCUACCCGGAGAAGAGCCUACUGCGCCCAGCGAUGUCAAUACCAACGCUCGUCCUCGACAGAUCAGUGGCGAUUCCUCCAAGGGUGUUUUUCGAAACCCUGACGACCAUAUCUAUGAAGAGCCCAUCGAUUCGGCCAAGGAAGUGGUCGAGCCUCGUCCAGAAUUCUCUCAAUCUGACUCUUCGGCUUUGCGUAAUAAACCGCGCAACGCUCUACCACGCGUCAUCAAACCGCUUCCCUGGCUACGAGACCGAAAGACUGGAGACUCGUCCGUGCGCGACCGAAUCUCUCAGUUCGAUAUCCACAAGAAUCCUCCAACCCAGUCUCGUAACCCUAGCUACAUGAAGAAUGAUCCUCUUCCCCCGACACCUCCAAGCUCCCGUGAGGAGACGGAAGAGGUACCCAUGAAAGAUGGCAAGGAGAUUCGUAGUGAUGACAUCCGUGCAGCAACAAGCAAGAAGCUCAAGGAUCGCAGUGAGAAAUUGCCCAUGCCAUCCGCCGUCAGUGACCGCAUGGGACGACCCAUUGUGAGCUUUGAUCCGAAAUGGCAGUCGAGUGAUCAGCCAAAGCCUGAACGAUGGAGCCCCAGUUCUCGCGGCUCGGCAUCGCCGGCUCCUGCAUCAGCACCACCACCAGUGCCCACAAUCGAGGUGGCUCCCAGCAUCGAGGUCACUCCAACCGUCGAGGUGACCCCCAGCAUUGAAGUGUCACAGCCGCCCCCGGUGCCCGUGAUCAAUGUUCCUGACAUUCAAGAGCCCACGAUCUCAGAGAUCGACGAGAGCUCUCGGCCCAAGGGCAAACCGACUUCGACGGGGCCGAGACAUCAACCAGCGUUCGGUCAAAGCAAACAGGCUUCCCCGGCCAGGCAAAACUCGGAUCCCCAGGGUCGCAGGUAUACCCCGUAUUCUCGCUCUGGUGUUCCAACCGCUCGUUGCGAGUCAUGCUCUUACUCUAUCUCUGGCAAGAUCGUCACUGCCGGAGGGUCACGAUUCCACCCCGAAUGCUUCAUCUGUUUCCACUGUCAUACACCCCUUGAGUGUGUGGCGUUCUAUGAGGAGCCCGCAGCAAGCAGGGCUGAAAGGCUUGAAAGCAACCCGGAGGGGGAGUCCCCCGUGCCUCGGUUCUACUGCCACUUGGAUUUCCAUGAGCUUUUCAGCCCGCGCUGCAAGAGCUGCAAGACGCCUAUUGAGGGAGAAGUGGUCGUUGCCUGUGGUGCCGAAUGGCAUGUCGGCCACUUCUUCUGUGCUGAGUGUGGUGAUCCCUUUGAUUCGAAGACCCCCUUCGUGGAGAAGGACGGUUUUGCCUGGUGUCUCAAAUGCCAUUCCCGUCGCACGGCCCCUCGUUGCCUGGGAUGUAAGCAGCAUGUUCUGGACGAUGUUGUGAUUACUGCCAUCGGUGGACAGUGGCACGAACGGUGCUUUGUCUGUCAUGAGUGUGGUGAUGGGUUCGGGCCUGAGGGCCGCUUCUUCGUCCGCGAGGGAGAGCCUAAGCGUACGGCCAAGGGCCGCAUCAUUGGCGGGCCUGUGCAACUCGCUAUCUGUGAAAGAUGUGAGGGUAUUCGCCUCAAAGCACCUGGGAUGUGUUGA